UCCACAGUGACAGUGACCUUUCACCUAUAUCUGAAAUCAAUUCUAUUGUACACUGUCUUCUUGAUUCUUUCAAUGUCUUUGUCGACCUCAACAUUUACAGAUAACGUAACUUAAAUAAUGUUAUCUAGCAAGAAAAAAAAAACAGUAGGAUACAAGAGCAGAAAGCUACGAUUUCAAAUUAGCAACCACUCAAAAUCUCUUACUUAAAUGUCAACAUAUUCAUUGUGAAGCAACAAGCUGUCUAUGGAACAACCGGUGUGGUCAUUAUACAUGUAUUUAUGUUUGAUACAAGCAUACAGCAAGUAUAACUUAUUGCUCUAAGGACAGAAGCACUCGGGCAUAAGAUCAUUUUAAUUUGGAUUGCCAUGUGAUUUUUAAUCCGAUUGCUGAAAGACUGCAUGUCUUCCUGCCACAUCUGUUUAAGCAUCAGGACUACGUUGAAGAGUUGUUGAAUUGCACUAUACUAGACCAUGGGGCAGGCUGAAAAAAUCAAUAACUUAGAAAAUGAAGACGUAAAUAAUGGAAGCAAUACAACAAAUCAAGGAUGGACUUGUCGUCUUGUGAUAGCUUCUCUGUUUGGAGCUUUCGGUUCUUCGUAUCUGUAUGGCUACAAUCUGUCUGUUGUCAAUGCUCCAACCUUGUAUGUUAAGGAAUUUUACAAUAAAACUUGGAAUGAUAGGUAUGACCAACCCAUGGAAGCAGCGUCCUUGACACUUAUGUGGUCAGUAACAGUUUCCAUUUUUGCCAUUGGAGGUCUUGUAGGAGCUAUAAUGGUAUCUCCUCUGGUGAAGCUCUUGGGAAGGAAGGGCACAUUGUUGCUGAACAAUAUUUUUGCCAUUGUUGCUUCCCUUAUGCUGGCCCUAGGGGAGGUAGCAGGAUCCUUUGAAAUGCUUAUAUUGGGUCGAUUUAUAAUUGGAGUUGAUGCUGGCAUUGCCCUAAGUGCCCUUCCCAUGUACUUGGGAGAGAUCUCACCCAAACAGAUCCGAGGCGCCCUUGGGCAGAUCCACUCCAUCUUUAUCUGUGUUGGUGUCUUUACUGGUCAGGUCAUGGGACUCCCAGAAUUGCUAGGCCAGAAAUCCAGAUGGAAUUACAUGUUUGGCAUCAUCAUGGUCCCUGCUGUGGUGCAACUGCUUACUCUGCCCUUUCUUCCUGAGAGCCCCAGGUACCUGCUGCUGGAGAAACAGGAUGCGGCCGGGGCACAGAAAGCAUUACAGGCUUUUCUCAAUAAAAAGGAUGUGUCAAAGGAGUUGGAGGAAGUACAGGCUGAGUACAGGGCCCAACGCAGUAUCCAUCUAGUGUCAAUGAUUGAACUUUUCAAAACCCCAUCUGUUCGGUGGCAGAUAAUCACAGCUAUUGUUACCAUGGGUUGCUACCAGCUGUGUGGUUUGAAUGCUAUUUGGUUUUACACAAACAACAUCCUCAAAGAAGCGGGCAUGGAAAGUAAUCAGAUCCCUUACAUUACCUUGAUCACUGGUGGUGUUGAGAUCCUUGCAGCUGUAGUCUCCGGAAUGAUUAUAGAACAUGUUGGGCGAAGACCUCUUCUUAUUGGUGGAUUCGGUGCUAUGGCUGUGUUCUAUGGCUUGCUUACAAUUUUCCUUAAUUUACAGACCAAAGCAAGUUGGCUGCCUUAUCUCAGUUUUGGAUGCAUUUUGGGAGUUAUUGCAUCAUUUUGCACUGGCCCAGGUGGAAUUCCCUUCAUUCUCACUGGAGAGCUUUUUGAACAGUCAUAUCGACCUGCCGCCUUUAUGAUUGCUGGGACUGUGAGCUGGCUCUCCAACUUUGCCGUAGGAAUUCUGUUUCCUUUCAUCCAGGGAGCUUUUGGCGCCUUCUGCUUCAUGGUUUUUGCUGCAACGUGCAUGGCAGGAGCCGUUUUUCUUUAUUUUGUCCUACCUGAAACCAAGGGCAAGACUUUUGUUGAAAUCAGUCAGUCCUUUGCCAAGAUCAACAGGGUAGCAGUGUCUAUCACAAAGGAGGAAAUGGAAUGGGUUGCUGCAAAAGUGAAAGUGGAGAACUCUGACACACAAAAUGAACAUGGCAAUGUUAUAACAGAAAUGGAAAAUUCCCUUUGACAUUCAGGGGAUUCUUGUCAUUUUAACCCGGACUUUCAUAAUCUACCAUGGUUAAAAAAAUAGUAGUUCUGAUCAGAGAAUUAGAAAUGUGGUGUUUAGUAUUGUCGUUUGUUGGGGGUAUAGGUGAUUUUAUAUACGAUAUUGGGCCUCAUUUACUAAAGGACACUAAAUUUAGAGUUAGCGCACAUGUAAAGUAGCGAGCCUAAUGUGCGAGAUAAAUCUAAAUUUACUGCCCCAUUUACUAACAGAGAACGCAUGAAUUUAUGUGAACACUAUUUGGUUCAUUUACAUGCCAUAGCGUGCACUAAAUCUACUGCGAGACAUAAUUUAAUGCACACCAUAAUAAUAAUAAUAUAAUAAUAAUAAACUUUAUUUUAUAAAGAGCCUAAAUGGACGCAUCUCAAAGAGCUCUACAAACACAAAAAAAAACAUAAAGAACCUGUGAGGCGCGUGAGUAAUAAUGGAAUGUCAAGUAGUAAUUUGCAUGUAAUAGAAUAAACAGUUUUAUUAUUAUUAUUCGCUACACGGAAAAAAAAAAACAAGCAACAAAGAAAAAGAAUGGCAUGAGGGAAAGGGUGCUGGAGUAAUGAUCAAAAAGAAGAGAAGUGGAAACGUCCUUAGUCGUCUUCACGGUGUCCUCGGACAUAAAACAAAGGGGAUAAAACAGAAAAGAAAAUAUUAGUACAGUUUCUAAUCUCGUAUAUUCAAAAAUUCAAACACCACCGCCAAACUUUCGUCUCUCCCUCCGCCUCGUUACUCCGCCUAUUUUCCCUUAGGACCAACCCCGAACACAGUAGUACGUUCCAUUUAGUAUGCAACGCCCCGCCUCUGUAGUCAGUGGAACACCAAUCCCCAACUGACAAGUGUCCUUAUAACUCACUUGACGCCAAUGGCUGGAAUUUACAUACUUGCACUACCGCCCCUCACCAAGGUGCCGCCCCUCAUAAAGAUGACUUUCGUCAUGGUCACGAGACCUUGGUAAGGGAAGUCCCGAGUUGGUUUGAUGCCUUCUACUGUCGGGAGGCUGAAUUACAGACCGAAACCCCUUUGACUCAUCACAGAACCAUAUAUACAUACAGCAUAUUAAGAGUAUACGUAAUAUAAAAAGAAAUGACACAAAUCAAAAACCAAAUCAUGAUAAACGAAGUGUGUACGUAAAAGUGUGUCUAACUGUUUUUUCAAAGCAUGAACGAUCUUAGCAUCCCUGAUAGACUGAGGAAGGUUGUUCCAAAGUAACAUGGAGCUAAACCGUUCAGUAUACAACAGUAUUUUCAAAUCAAUCCUGCUCUCAACCGGCAACCAAUGCAAAGAAGCAAGAACUGGUGUAAUAUGGGCACCCAAUUUAGUGCCAGUUAAAAUGCGAGCAGCAGAGGUCUGAAUAUAUUUUAGCCUGCUAAUAGCAGCCUUGGAGACACCUGCAAACAACGCGUUGCAAUAAUUGAGCCAGGAAGAAACAAAGGCAUGAACUAGCCUUUCUGCAUCAGGCACAGACAACACAGGGCACAGACGAGCAAUGUUACGAAGGUGAAAAAAGGAUACCUUGGUGACAUUGCGGAUAUGUGACUUGAAAGUAAGGCUAGGGUCAAAGACCACAGCAAGAUUCCUAACUACAGAGCUAGAUUUAACUUCAUGCCCAUCAAUCACUAUGCUAAAAGAGUCAACAUUUCUAAGUUAUCGAGGAGAGACAAGUAGCAUUACUUCGGUUUUAUCACUAUUUAAUUGUAGGAAGUUUUGCCGCAUCCAAGUCUUAAUCUCAGUCAGACAAUUAUCAAGAACCGAAACGGACACAUUUGUAUCAGGUGUAGUUUUAAAAUAUAAUUGUGUGUCAUCUGCAUAUGAGUGAAAACUCACACCAUGACGACAUAUGAUCUGUCCAAGUGGCAGCAUAUAGAUAUUAAAAAGUAAGGGUCCUAAAAUAGAGCCCUGUGGCACACCUGUAGAUACCGGGCUAGGGGCAGAUGUAUAGCCGCCCAUAGAAACACACUGCCUACAAUCUGACAAGUAUGAUCGGAAGCACUGUAAGACAAUGCCAGUAAUACCCACACAACAUUCCACACAGUUAAUUAGAAUGGCGUGGUUUACAGUAUCGAAUGCAGCACUAAGGUCUAAUAGGACCAGAAUGGUCAGUGCAUCCGAGUCAGCGGCCAUGAACAGAUCAUUAACAACCUUAACAAGGGCUGUUUCAGUGCUGUGUUGAUCUAAAACCUGACUGCAAAGGUUUAUAAAUAUCGCUGUUGAGCCACUACAGUUCUAGGAUUUUAGACAGAAAGCACUCAGCAGGGGACAGGCAGAUGCAACAUAAAGUGAAACUGCACUGCUCACCUUUUAAUUUUAACAUGUAUCACUUGUGUGAUGUAAUAAAUAAAUACAUAAAUAGCCCUUUUCCUUUCUCAUUUAAUAAAUAUAUAAUCAGUCAUGUUGUGCAAUGGCAUAUUUUUGUUCUGCUUACUUGAGAAAUAUUGGUUGAUGAGACGUAGCCUCAAUUCUCUUCCUUGUCGGCACUGUCACCCUGCAGAGCAGACCCCAUGGAGCGGGGUGACAGUGCUAUGUGAGUACAAUCAAUAACACCCAUCACAUUGGGGAAGCCAGUAACCUGGUAGAAGCCCACUUUCAUGUCCUGUAAACCUGUUCUCUGUGUGGGAAAUGUAAUAUAAUUCCCUGUGAGCUUUAGCAGGGCAUGUUGUAUUAUACACAUGAGUAGCUACAGCUUUUAAUGGGGAGCCUGUGAAUCCAACUCAACAUAGGCUGGGAUAAAUCCUAAUGUCACUUCUGAUUUUACUUAGUAAAAAGACUGAAGGGGCAUAAGCCUAAAAAAAAAAUAUGAUAUGCAAACACACACAGAA
Messenger RNA from Acipenser ruthenus (sterlet), 4912 nucleotides. RefSeq names its product solute carrier family 2 member 9, like 2 (gene slc2a9l2). Lineage: Eukaryota; Metazoa; Chordata; Actinopteri; Acipenseriformes; Acipenseridae. The record is from RefSeq and is a predicted model, not a curated record. Bases 471 to 2069 code for a protein of 532 amino acids. Gene Ontology annotation, biological process: monosaccharide transmembrane transport. The transcript is spliced from 13 exons. Gene Ontology annotation, molecular function: hexose transmembrane transporter activity. Gene Ontology annotation, cellular component: membrane.